This is a messenger RNA of Arctia plantaginis, 1578 nucleotides long. The record is from the annotation of a GenBank genome assembly. NCBI's taxonomy places the organism in Eukaryota, Metazoa, Arthropoda, Insecta, Lepidoptera, Erebidae.
AUGUCAGGCGACACAGUAACCACAGACAUAGAGUCAAUGCCGGACCGCAUUGCAGAGACCUUCAGAGGAUUGAAUGUCCUCAUCACGGGUGGAACUGGUUUCAUGGGGAAAGUCCUCAUUGAGAAGCUGCUGAGAAAAUGUCCAGAUAUUGAUCGAAUCUAUCUGCUGGUCAGAUCGAAGAAAGGAAAAAAUCCACGCCAGAGACUCGAGGAGAUAUUUAACGGACCUCUCUUCGAAAAAGUCAGGACAAUGAGAGGUGGUGUAGAACCUCUCUUGGAGAAGGUGACCAUCGUGGCUGGAGACGUAGCAGAGCCUGACCUGGCCAUGAGCCCCGCUGACAGACAAAUGGUUGCUGAAAAAAUCCAUAUUAUUAUCCACGCCGCUGCCACCAUCAGGUUCGACGAAGAGCUCAAGAAAGCGGUUCUGCUGAACGUAAGAGGCACCAAGCUCAUGGUAGAACUAGGCAAAGAGUGCAAACAAUUAAAGCUGUUCAUCCACAUAUCGACGUCGUACUGCCACCUUCAAGAGAAGCUUUUAGAAGAGAAGGCAUACCCCCCACCGGCAGAUCCCCACCAUAUCAUUCAGGCUAUGGAAUGGAUGGAUACAGAAACCAUUAAAACUGUUACUCCUAAAUUACUCAAUAAACUACCGAAUUCGUAUGCAUUCACCAAGGCCCUUGGUGAAGCUUUAGUGGUGGAAGCCAUGGAGCACAUACCUGCCAUGGUACUGCGUCCUUCUAUUGUGAUCCCAAUCUGGCAGGAUCCUGUACCAGGAUGGACCGACAAUAUAAACGGACCCACAGGUUUACUUAUUGGUGCAGGAAAAGGAGUUCUCAGAACCAUGUACUGCAAGAGCAACAGCUAUGCUGACUACCUUCCCGUAGACGUCUUCAUCAGCGGCAUUAUGAUGGUCACCUGGAACUACCUGGCUAAUGGAGAUACGUCUUCAAAUAUAAUAAACUUCACAUCGUCAGCUGAGAUCAAGGUCACGUGGUCUGAGAUGAUAGAAGCCGGCAGACAGAUUAUCAUGAACAAAGUACCUCUCAACGGAGUUGCAUGGUACCCUGGUGGUUCUAUGAAACACUCCAGACUUCAGCACAAUAUCUGCAUGUUUUUGUUCCACUGGAUUCCAGCGUUCAUUGUCGACACUCUACUCUUCUGUCUUGGUUAUAAGCCUGUGCUUUGUCGGGUUCAGCGUCGUAUCAACAAAGGUUUUGAAGUCUUCGAAUAUUAUACCAACAACCAAUGGGACUUUAAGUCUGAUUUCGCUCAAACAGUCAGAACGAAGCUAAAUGCCAAAGAGAGAAAGGAAUAUAAAGUAGAUGCUGUGGGACUGGACAUCUCAAAAUACUUUGAAGACUGUAUCAGAGCAGCCCGAGUAUUCAUUUUAAAGGAGUAUGAUGAUACUUUGCCAGCAGCUAGGCGCCAUAUGAGAGUUAUGUAUUGGGUGGACGUGUUGACCCGCUGCUUGUUCUGGGGCCUACUACUCUACUGGCUGAGUGGCUUCGUCUCGUCACCAUUAAGUUCUACUGGGAUAGAAACCAGUGAAUCUCCCACUGUUAUUGCCAUGGACGCUUGA